Molecule: messenger RNA, 1349 nt
Organism: Peromyscus californicus insignis
Lineage: Eukaryota; Metazoa; Chordata; Mammalia; Rodentia; Cricetidae
Gene: Tcim
Product: transcriptional and immune response regulator
Exons: 1
Coding region: 83-403 (106 amino acids)
Biological process (GO): negative regulation of Notch signaling pathway; endothelial cell activation involved in immune response
Cellular component (GO): cytosol; nucleus
Molecular function (GO): Notch binding
Source: RefSeq, a predicted model, not a curated record
CACUUUAAAUAGCAGUCCAGGGAUGAUGUUCUGACAGACUCCCUGGAAGGGCCUGAGCUGAGCUAGGGGAAGACUUACAUCGAUGAAAGCGAAGCGAAGCCACCAAGCCACCAGCAUGUCCUCGUCUCUCCGAGUAAGCCCGUCCAUCCACGGCUACCACUUUGACACGGCCUCCCGCAAGAAGGCUGUGGGCAACAUCUUUGAAAACGUAGACCAGCAGUCCCUGCAGAGGCUCUUCAGGAACUCCGGAGACAAGAAGGCAGAGGAACGGGCCAAGAUCAUCCUUGCCAUUGAUCAAGAUCUGGAGGAGAAAACACGAGCCCUGAUGGCCCUGAAGAAGAGGACGAAAGACAAACUUCUGCAGUUUCUCAGACUGAGGAAGUAUUCCAUCAAGGUGCACUGAGCCUCCUCACAGGAUGGGUAAGGAGCUUAUCCACCAAUGGACCUUUAAAGACAGACCCAGUGAGCCUGCCAGCCCGGCCAGGGCAGUGUCCCGCGCACCGGCUUGAGCACCUCUUCCAUCAGGACCCUGAGGAUGGAAAGGGAUGGAGCACACCAGCUACAAAGACUUCAACUCUGUGUCAGCUCUGAGCUGUCACACUGAGAGCAAAGUGCCUUCAGCAGGCGGUUGAGAACUCUCCCAGCAGGAAAGGGCUGACACGGACUUGGUAGAGGAGGAUGGAAGCACAGAACAGAAUGUGGCAGACAGGGACUGAGUGCACCCAGGGUCACUGGCCAGGCCCUAAGACUGAACUCAAACCUAACUUGGUUUUAGUUGUUGUUGUUUAGUUUGUUAUUUUGUUUUUUUCUUUUUUUUUUUUUUUGAAAAAAAUAAGUGUCAAAGUGGGUAGGGAGAGGGAGGAAGGAGGAGGACUAGCAAACAAAUGGUUUACUGCGUUUUUUUAAAUCUGAAUGUUUAAAAUGUGGCUAAACCUCCAUGCUGUUUAUUGGUCAAGAUUUUUAGAAAUCAGUAAUUGACUGCUUGCAUUUAUUUCAAUGCCUAAGAAAGUGCAUCGCCUGGUGUUAAAGACAAGGAACUGCGUGCUUUGCCCAGCCUGGGAAAACCCACACCACUGUCUACAUGUUUCUAGAGGAUUUAUACACAUUUCAAACAGGUUUGCACCAAGUUGAAACAAUGGGGCUCUUCAUAAAUCUGAAGUACUGUGAACAGUUUUGUAAUGUUUUUUACUCUUUGACUAACGCUAGCAUCUAAUCUAAUUAAAUGUCCUAAAGAUAAUGCAGCAAGUAUUAGGAAGUGAAUGUGGAAGGUUUCAGAAGGACGCUGUGGUCUUUAUAAUUUAUUAUAGAUUGUAAGUGAUACGCAGCCCUAAUAAAUUAUUAUCAUCUUA